This is a messenger RNA of Labrus mixtus (cuckoo wrasse), 2081 nucleotides long. It is a transcript of the gene tmem54a, whose product is annotated as transmembrane protein 54a. Bases 149 to 892 code for a protein of 247 amino acids. NCBI's taxonomy places the organism in Eukaryota, Metazoa, Chordata, Actinopteri, Labriformes, Labridae. The record is from RefSeq and is a predicted model, not a curated record. The transcript is spliced from 6 exons.
AGGUUACGAUUGUUUGUAGGCAGGUGAGCGGCUGUAGAGGAAGUCAACGACCUACGAGGAGCGGAGGGUUAAGAAAAAAAAAAGGUGUCAAAAAUGACUCCAAUAUAACUUGUACACUAAUGAAAUCUAAGAGGACAUAAAAUCCAUCAUGGUAAAUUUAGGAGUAUGCUGUGCCAGCCUCAAGGACAACAAGACCCUGAUGAAGAUGGGGCUGGGGCUGGUGCUGGUGGGCCAUGUCAACUUUCUUCUCGGAGCACUUGUGCAUGGCGCUGUGCUCAGACAUAUCAAUUUGCACUCUGCGGCUAGUACCAUGGAAUAUGCCAUCUCUAAUGUCAUUGCCAUCGUGGCCGGCUUGGUGGGAAUCAUUAGUGGAAUAACAGCCAUUGUCCUGUCCAAAAACAAGAGAAACAGGAUCCUGCAGUGGGUCUUGCUGGUCUUCAGUUUCAUUGCAGGUCUACUGGCAGUUGCCGCCAUCCUGGGCUUGUCGGUUUCUAUUGUUAAAGCCAUAAUUCACAAAGGAUGGAGCCUGCUAACACACUGUACGUUCUCUGAUAAAGAUGUCGGCUCCUCUGCCAGCAUCACAUACGAAUGCCCCUUUGAUCCCACUCGUAUCUAUGGCACAACAAUCAUUCUGUGGGUGCCUCUCAUCUUGAUGUGCGUGGUGGAAACAGUGUUCUCCUUCCGCUGCUUUGCUGUCUGUACUUCAUUCCUCUACCUCUGUCCGUGCAGAAAGAGGCCGAUCCGGGCCAAGGCGGUGCAUUUUCAGAGAGCUGUUCACAGUCAGCCUUCACCUCAGACAAGAGUCCCACAAACAGAUGUUGAAGCAGAGCCUGCAGAGCAGGAUGAGCUGCUGGAGUCCAGCACGGCAGUGGAACAGAGUGAAUGGCUCUGAAGCAGAUAAACCUAAUGAGAUAGGUUGGAAACUGCUGGGCUCGCCUUGAUGAAAACGCACUGUCAGUUUUGACUUUGUUGUAUUAUCUGUUACACGUCAUGUCGUAAGACGACUUUAAGGACUUAACAGCAAAACCAAAUGCAUUUUAUUCCCUCUGGAGGGAAAUCAUUUCCUGGUACAGUUCUGCUGUUGGUUAGGUCCAGAAUUCUGUUAUUUGCAUACUGUUAACGAAAGAAAAAAAAAACAGCACUGUUAGUGGUUUCUGAAUAUUAAAAUUGUUUGCUUUUUAAAAUGAUGUUUUUUCUUGAGACCAGAAAGAUUAAAAUCUUAUUUCUAAUUAAAUUACAGAGAAAAAGCUUUGUAUCUUUUUUAGGGCAGUUUUUUUUUUAUUGGUUUUAAAAGUGUGCUCAACACACACACCCGGGUCAGAUUUAUAGAACAUUUGCACGCUCUCUUGUGGAAUACUAUGACUCAUGUUUCAGAAUAUAAAUAUAUACAACAAUUGAAGUCCAGUACUUAUCUUGAAUCCUGUCUUACACUGAGUACUACUAGACAUACAAGUCCUAAUUUCCUUGGAAUAAAACCCUGACAUUGGCACUCAUCUGACAGGACUCAAACACCUUCAAUUCAGCGAGGCAGGAGUCCAAGAGACUUCCCAAAGAUGUCAAUUUGUCAGUAAUUGGCGCACACUAAAUUACAUCCUAAAAUAUAAGACUAAUAUGUCAACUGUGACGUGUAAAGGGUAUUCAGGUAUAAGCAACCCUCUCUACCACACUUGGUGACCGUGGCAGGCAAGACCAGUGACACAGAUGUAUUACAGAAAAAGAUCUAUUGCAUAAACAUGCUUCAACUACAUAUUCAAAGACAGGAAAAGAGUGUGACUGAAAGACAAAACAGAGUAGCCAAAAUAUCUAUGAUUUAAAUAAAUUAAAUCCAUCAGAUAUAUAAAAGCAUACAUGUACUAAGCCAUUUUUACAGAGUAGCUUCACUGGGGAAGGCAAAUGACAUAGCAUAAGAGAAUAAAGGAUAUAAAAUGAGAAGGCAUACAAAAACAAUACUCAAACACUGACUGACUUCAGUCCAUAAACAGCAAAGGUUGAAAAGGUGACCUAGAAAAUCAUGUUUGGAUCCCUGUCCCAUUUCAAGAGAGGGGAGGCCUCAUUUAAAAGGUAUAGUCCUUCAUGGAUUU